UGUGUGUUAGUUUUUUUUUUUUCUGCGUUCCGUCGUCUGAAUUAAACUGAGUCGUCGUCGAGUUGGGAAGCUGACGUUUGUGAAUCCGGUGUGGAAUUACGCGUGUGCAGAGGAAAAGACACGCUGCAAUGGCUUGCAGUCCCGCUACAUUGGAGCACUACAAGGCAGCCAUGGUGCUGAGCGGAGCGGGUGACGCUCUGGGCUACAGGAACCAGCUGUGGGAGUACAACAAGUCAGGUCCAGAUAUCCAUCAGGAGCUGAAGAAACUCGGAGGCCUGAAGAAGAUCGUGGCUAAGCUCCCCGACUGGCCGGUGAGCGAUGACACGGUUUUGCACCUGGCAACAGCUGAAGGACUCGCAACCGGGAAGAUGGGGGAGGAGCUUCUGCACGACAUAGCUGCCCGCUAUGUCGAGGGGAUGAAGGACAUGGAUGGGAGACUACCAGGACCGUCAAGCAUGCGAGGAGUGUCCCAGCUGAGGCCCGGGGAGGACGGGGGUUACAGAGUGCCCUACCACCCCGAGGGGACGGGCUGUGGAGCAGCCAUGCGCUCCAUGUGCAUUGGUCUGAGGUUUCCAAAACCGGAGCAGUUGUUGUCGUUGGUGGCGGUUGCUGUGGAGACAGGUCGAAUGACCCACCCUCACCCAACUGGUUUCCUCGGCGCCGUAGCGUCAGCCCUCUUCACCGCCUACGCCGUGCAGCGUAGACCGAUCACCACAUGGGGCAUGGGCCUGCUCAACGAAGGCUGCCCAAUAGCAAAGCAAUUUGUUAGGGAUCAAGGUUUCGCAGUGGAGGAGACGGAGCGAGACUGGGACUACUUCUGUGAGAAGUGGCAGUGGUACCUGGAUUUGAGAGGCAUCUCUCACGGGGUGGGGCCUGUAAUUUGGCCCGCCGCCUACGGGCCGGCCGAGAGAGACGAAGUCUACAAGAGCUUCAGCCUGUCAGGUUGGCCGGGCCGCAGCGGUCAUGAUGCUCCCAUGAUUGCCUUGGAUGCCUUGCUGGGAGCGGGAUCAGACUGGGAGGAGCUUAUGAGCAGAGGUGGUUUCCACGGAGGCGACAGUGACAGCACUGCAGUGAUUGCCUGCUGCCUCUGGGGUCUCCUCUACGGCACCCAGGGAGUCCCUGAAGGAAACUACUGCAAGCUGGAGUACCGGGACCGAAUGGAGCGUAGCGCAGAGAAACUCUACGCCCUGUCGCACUGAUGAGAAGAGCACAGCUUGCUUCACUGUUUAACUGUCGCUUAGAUGAAGAACCAGGUCACUUAAUUUGACACAUUAAUGUAGUUGGCAGCCUCAGUUGUACAUUGAUGUGGAGUUGUGUCACUGUGCUACACAGUGUGGCGUCAUACUGGCCUGAAGGGGAAACUGCGUACUACUAACAUACUUAUUUGCACUAAUGGGUCACUGACCAUGUAUGUGGAGACUGUUGCAAUAAAAGUCCACCCUCUAGUGGCCACUG
Messenger RNA from Thalassophryne amazonica, 1455 nucleotides. RefSeq names its product ADP-ribosylarginine hydrolase (gene adprh). Gene Ontology annotation, molecular function: magnesium ion binding; ADP-ribosylarginine-[protein] hydrolase activity. Lineage: Eukaryota; Metazoa; Chordata; Actinopteri; Batrachoidiformes; Batrachoididae. The coding region runs from base 129 to 1199 and encodes 356 amino acids. The transcript is spliced from 8 exons. The record is from RefSeq and is a predicted model, not a curated record. Gene Ontology annotation, biological process: protein de-ADP-ribosylation.